UGGAUGCUACCUGCCGCUGCCGGAGUAAUGUCGCACCCGUUUGGAGAGGAGGAGGCGGCCUCUCUUAGAAGCUUGUAUAGGUUUUUCUGCCGGUGCUUGCGGAGGGGACACUGGGAGCUGGCCCGGGUCUGUCUGCCACAGCUGCACCGGGGACCACAAGCAGUGGAAGUGGAAGAAACUCUACGGGCCCUUGUAGCAGCCCCGCACUUAUUAAGGGAUGAAAAGCACACUGCACAACAAAUUUCUUGGUUUUGGCUCAAUGCAUUGGAGAAGUGGUUGGAUUGGGAUCAGAAACCACUCCAGACCUUUCUCAAAGAUGAAACAGAAUUUCUUUUGCUUUUGGAAGAACUACAAGAUGAUGCAUCUGAAGCAUCUCUUAAGGAAAUGUAUGAAGCAUUUUUAUAUAGUCACCAUGAAAAUAGAAGGGACGGUUCUGCUCCCCAACUCAGCCCUAGCACAGUCUCUUGUUUACAAUGUGUCCUCUCUCAGAACCCUAGACUUGUACAGGCUCUAAUAGGUUUUUUAUUAGCUGACAGUUCUCUUUCCUCUGCACUGGAAUAUAACCACCACUUGCUUAAUAUAUACAUAGACUUUUUAUUAGUUUUGUUAACUUCUCUUCAGGAAACUCAGCAGAACCAGGAAUCAAAUGAACAUCUUGCUGGACAGAUAUAUAAUGUCUUAAGCACCAUGCACUUUAACUCGGAGCUCCAAAGCACUGAAUUAAAGCACUUCUGCAAUGAACUCUUUCAAGCCUGCUGGAGCGAGAAAAGUGUUUUAAAGGAGGAACAAGUACAAACAUGUAUGCUGAGGAGGCAGAAUUAUACUUUGGUCAGCAUGUAUGGUAGUGUUGCAAGUGAGAAAUUAAAGGCUGAAAUCACUGCACAGCGUACUCCAGAAAAAGUAACUGGAGUUGUAUGUGACUUUUCAGAAUCUGAACGAGCCAUCCUUCGUCUGUUUUGUGACCCAGAGCAAAUUAAUCCUUGGAAGACUGCAUAUUUCUACUGCCUCUACACUGGAAAACACUUUCUGGAGCAGAUUCUGCUUACUUCAUUGACCUUGUUAAAGAGAGAAGAUUUUUCCACCUUGAAUAACUUGCUAAAAAGAGAGUUUAAACCACUCCGGCGUCUCCUUGUUCUGCUGGGGUGGACUCACUGCCAAAGCAUAGAGUCUGCAAAAUCUCUUCUCGGCUCACUGCACCAAAAUAUGGAUCUAUGCAAUGAUUUCAUAUUUAAGGACUUCUGUGAUGGACUUCAGUUUCAAGUUGAAGCUUUAGAAUGGUGCAUAGAACAUAACAGUCGAGAAAUUUCCAAGGAGGACAUACUUCGUCACUUGUAUAGCUUAGACAGCCAUUCUGCACUUUAUAUUCUGUAUCAUCUCACAAAUCUACCAGACCUCAUUGAGGAGGAUGUUCUAAAGCUUCUUCAGAGAGUGACUCCAAGGGAAAAGACAGAGCAUGAUUCCUUAAACAAUUUAGAUGCUCAUGUCUUGGCGCAACAACGCAAUACCAUUCUAUACCAGGCUUUUUGUUCAAUGAAGUAUGGAAUCUAUGCUCUUUGUAUAAAUUCUCACAAAUAUAUUCAAUGUAAGGACUGUAUGCAAAACCUACUGAGUGGGUCUCAAGAGGAUAAAGAUUUUUCUAAAAUGCAAGAAAAGGAGCAAAUACCAUAUCAAGACUACACACAUUUUUUUGUUCAGUAUUUUACUAAGUGCCAGUAUUAUGUACACCUGCUGCCUGCUUCACUGAGGCUAGAAGUGCUUGAAAACCUUUUCUCUUUAAUGUUUGUAUCACUAAGUGACUUAAACAAAGAAACCACACAACCUGAGGACUAUGCUACAGAGGAGAAUGAGGAAGACGUGUAUAUGAAAAGGGAUAAUGUUGAGAGCUUGGAUAGCAGCCUUGAUAAAGGAGAAUCCCUGGUUAUAUCCUCACCAGUUGAAAGCCCUCAAUACAAAGAUAAUUCCAUUUUCAGCACAGAUUUGACUGGGAUUUCUCAUGGUUCGACCUCUUCUACUCCAGAAAGCACUCAGAAGAACUCCUGUGCACCUCCAAGACUCAAUUAUUUAGACCUGAAACAUUUUACAAAAGGAUCGACAGGAUUUUUAGUUGAUGAAGUGGUUCUAGACACUUUUUUAAAAAUGCUGAAGGAGGAGUUGGAGGACCUUAAGAACCCUGUACCAUGGACUGAAGUGGAACUAAAGUUAUUGGAAUAUAUGAACAUUCCCAUCAACAGGGAAACCUUUAAUAGCAGAGUGCUUCAGUUGUAUAAAUAUGUCUCUGAAACUUUAUGGAGAUACAAAAUCGUGAUGAGAAAUAGAAAUGCAGAGGAGUUACUUGCUUCUGUACGACUGCCAUCCAGAACCUUAAGGUCAUCCAGCUUCAGAAGACGAAGCAGAAAGAACAAAAGAGGAUUCAAGAAACAGAUGGAAAACACAAGCAGUGAAUUAAGCACAUCAGAAAGCAGUGCAAGUAAUUUGUCUAUGCGGAGUGAAUUAGAUUACAAAAUUCCAUCUGCUCAUCAAAAUUAUUUGAUUCCAAUGUUGAUUUCUUCACCUGAAUCUAUGCUCAUCUCUUGUAUCUUAAGAGGGAACUAUGUGGAAGCUCAUCAGGUGGCGUUAAUGUUUAACCUCCAGUCUACCCCAAGCUAUGGAGAGUUAAUCUUCAUGGAGCGCUACCAAGAAGUGGUCCAAGAAUUGAACAGAGUAGAACAAAAGAUUGAAAACCAAAAUUCAGAUACAAGGGUCAGAAAGUUGAGCAAUAGUCGCUCUACUUUGAAAGCCAUUGGAAACGCUGCAGCAGCAGGCAUGGUGUUCUAUUCGAUUUCUGAUGUGACAGACAGACUACUUGCUCCGGCUGAGGGUCCAAUAUCUACACUGCAAGAUGAUUUCUGGAUGAAAAGUGUUCAUCUGGAAAAGAAUGAUCCUUGGAGGCAAGUGGUUGAGGAGCUUCUUCCAUCAGCAAUAGUAGCGUUUGAUCUGGCAUGUACCCAAGCUCAUCUCUGGAAGACCUGCAAACAGCUUUUAGAAACAGCAGAGAGGCGACUGCUAACUGGCUUGGAAAGUUGGGAAGAAAAGAUAAGUAGCCAGUUCAAAUGCAACAUCUCUGAUAUUUUGCACACCUGCUACCCAGUGCUAACUGAUGACUGUAUUGUUUGUGAUAUUACCUUGGACUACAAGCUUGAGCAAAUCCUUACUAAGCUAAAAGCCGCAAUAAAGUCUCAUGAGCCAAAAGGAAAUAUUAUUCAAUCGUUAAUGGAUCAAUUGUCUGUGAAGCCUCAAGAUGUGCAGGUGCAUCCUGUACGCCAUCAAAUGUCCCUUCUUUUGGAAAAUUUGGAAGAGAGAGACAAGUCAGUAGAAGAUUUCAGCCUUAAGCCAUACAAUUUAUCAACAUUUUUCAAUUAUAUCGAUACGUUGGCCAAAGUUGUAUUGCAAAGUAUAAAUACAGAACUUGAUCAAACGGUGGACCUUAAAUUAGGAAAUCCAUUCAUUCUGCUUCAACAACGACCAUCUCAGUUGAUCUCUCAUUUACUUUUUGAAAGACAAAUACCACCUGAAAGGUUGUCUUUGUUGUUGGAGAAGGAAAGCAUUGGGCUGAAUGUAGAGAAUGUGAUCACUGAUUACUGCUGUGAACCAAUGUCAUUUUGUUCCACCAGAAAAAAAAGCCAGACACAAUCUCUCUUCAUUUGUAUACAGCAAUCAGCUAAGAAGUGUGUGGAACUCUGUUUGCCAGAUGCAGUUAUCCAGAUCGCCAGCAGUUAUGAUACAGAAGAAUUAGUUACUAAUUCGCCUAUUUCACCUACUCCUGACUCCAAUCAGUAUGCUCUCACUGCAUCUGCUUUAAACUUUCUAAAGUCAAAGUCAAAUUUAACAGCACUUAUAGCUUGCUUAAGUGCAUCAAAGCCUGUAAAGCUAAAAUCAGGUAUUUCCUGGAUGGAAUUAAGAGGAAGCAAAAAGGAGAGUCCAUUAGAAAUGGAAAACAUUGUUAAAGAAUGUGACUCGUUGCUCUCAGAGUUUCCAGUUCUGCAACGGUUCCUCAGCACAAUGGCUGUACCUUUUAGAGAUGGUCAGGCUGAGGGAAUCCGGUUUGUUAGUUAUGUCUGUGGGAAGCCUUGUGCUACCUUGGUGCUUCUGGGUUUGCAUGCCCCUACUGCAAUGAGAGUGAUAGCCAGUUUUUUCCAGGAAGCAGUCACAAAAAAAGACUGGACUAGUGCCUUUCAGAUGCUGGAUCUCUAUGCGGAUAGUAUUGGUGACCUCACUGAGGUCAGAGAUGCGCUCUUAUGCUGUGCAGCUGUUGAAGAGAAGGAUGGCUGGAAGUAUCUUCUUGGUGUUAAAGACCCAACAUUGAGAUGCAAACAAGCUCUUCAAUUUUUGGAGAAGUGGCCAUUAAACUGUUGCAGAGAGAUUCUGUCAUACUGUGUGUGUGAGCCAGGUAUCUCAGAUGACUUGAAACUGGAGCUGCUAAAUCAAAGAAAGGAGAUGGAAGUUUAUCAGAAGAUUCUUGACUUGAAGGAAGAGUUUAUGUGGGCAAGCUGGCAAGAUUUAAAGAAAGCCUGCAUAGAUGAUCCACAGUCUAUCAUCAAUAUUAUUUUGGAAGCUAAGGACUAUUCACUAUGUGAGGACUGGGGUCACUUUUAUCAGAUUCCUAUGGAACAUUUAAUCAUUCUUCAUCGUGAGCAUCUCCUGCAUCAGCUUGAGAAGGAAGACACAGAGAAGACUCUACAGCUCUUACAGAGGAUUGAAGACCCAGAUCUCCGUUUUGCCAUUAGUGAACAGGCGCUUCUUCAGGAACCUGGCAUUGUGGCCUGCCAUUUCUUGUCUGAGUACCUACUUACACAAUUCCAAAAUAAUAUGUCAGAUAUCCGUUGUCAAGAAAUACGGGAUGUCUACAUGGGUUCAAAGGUAUUGCUGGCACUUCCAGAGGAAGCUCAUCCUAACUGCAAACAUCUCAUCUCUUGUCCCCUCCUCCUGUUAGAGCAGCUUCUGAUGAACAUGAAGAUAGACUGGGCUUCAGUCACAGUGCAGACUCUUCAGCAGAUCUUGGUUGAGCCAGAAUCAAGUUUUUCUACUGAAGAUGUGGACAAAUUGUUGUGCAUCUAUGCAGGAAAAGCUUUAGAUGUUCCAUUUUCUUUCCGUGAAGGCAGAUCAGAUUCUACAAGUCGAAUUCCAGAAAAUCACGGUCAGUCAGCAGAACCAGAAACAAUCCUAUCAUCUUCGCCAACAGAACCAUCGUUAGCUGAUCGCACUUGGUUUCAGACACCUACAACUCCUCAAGAUAAAGGGCUAAGGAGAAUGAAGUCCUCUCCAGAGUUUGUACCUCCUGAUAAACCUCCAGCAAAAACACAAUGGAUACCAGAUGAGACUGAAAUUACCUGCAUGGUCUGUAAAAAUGAGAGAUUCACUAUGUUUAAUCGCAGACAUCAUUGUAGACGUUGUGGAAGACUGGUUUGCAGUUCCUGCUCCAUGAAGAAGAUGGUAGUUGAAGGAUGUCGAGAAAACCCAGCCCGUGUGUGUGAUCAAUGUCACAACUAUUUCUCAACUAAUAAUGACAAAACAGAUGAAGAUGUAGAAUAUACAGAAGAAGCAAACGGUGGAAGUCCAAAUUUAUCAGACGUUCUUAAGCUUUCUAAGGCAGGUGAACUGCAGUGGCGGUUAAGUCUUAAUGAGUCUGAAAAUGAAGUGGAACGAAGUGAAUUUUACUAUGAACAGGCUCCCAGUGCAUCACUGUGCUCUGCAAUACUUUACUUGCACUCUAAAAGCUAUGAGUGUGGGUACCAGUUGAUAGAGCGCUGCUGCAUGCUAUCAAUGGGUCUGACUAACCCAGAGAUGGACAGCAGGCUGCUUCUGGACAUCAUGAAAAAUUUAUUGUUUACUGCCAAGAUGAUGUUCGUCAAAGCAGGAAGAAGCCAGGAUCUUGCACUGUGUGACAGCUACAGCAGCAAAGUGGAUUUGCUGAAGAUUCUUGUUGCAGCUUCUUACCAACACAUUCCUUCUCUUGAUGAAAUUAUAAGACCAGCUGCAGUUACAAGACUACGAAAUCGUCUUUUGGAGGCAGAGUAUUACAACUUAGCAAUAGAGGUGUCAACAAAGACUGGACUCGACCCAGCGGGUGUUUGGCAUGCAUGGGGCAUGGCCUGCCUUAAAUCACACAAUUUACCUGGAGCCAGAGAGAAAUUCAGCAGGUGUCUGAAAGCCCCAUUGGACCUGAACCAAAAGAAUAUAGGGUCAAAGCUUCUAGAAGAUGUUGUUAAGCACCUGGAGUCUGCUGCUAAACCUAUUCUAUUAGUGAAAGACGAUGACUAUUUUGCUACACUAAAAGAACUUGAAAUGACCUUUAAGGCUCGAUGCUUUUAUUAUGAGAUGAUGCCUGAAGGAAAAAUCCAAAAUAAUGCUUACUAUCAAGAGUGUCUUUAUUACCUGCACACCUAUGGCACCCACCUUGGGAUUAUUCAGUUUUAUAUGCGCCAUGACCUUAUGCGGGAAGCUUUACUACAUUUGCUGAAUAAGGAUUGUCCUGGUGAUAUUUUCAUUGAAGGCGUAUUUGUGCCAAGUUAUGAAGGUGGCAAGUUGCAUAUGUUGGAAAACCUACUAGAAUCCAUUGAUCCCAGCUUGGAGAGCUGGAGCCUGUACCUUAUCGAAGCUUGCAAGCAUCUACAACAAAGGAACUUCUAUAAUAUCCUGUAUGAGCUUCAGCAGUUUAUGAAGGAUCAUGUCCGUGCUGCAAUGACAUGCAUUCGAUUCUUCUCUCAUAAAGCAAAGAGCUAUCGUGACUUGGGUGAUAACCAGAACUGGUUGAUAAAAUCCAAGGAUCAUCUCAGAAUUUGCUUACAAGAAAUAUCUCGUAGUAGCAGCAGAAGGAAAUCGUUUGACACCUUUAGAAAAAAAAUGUCUGCUGCUGAUAUUUCCAGGCAUAUAAACACGGUUGAGCUACAGCUAGAGGUUACGCGGUUCCUACAACGAUGUGAGGCAUCUGGCACCACACAGAUCUCUGAUGAACCUCCUCCAACACUCUUUGGACACAGUUCAAAAAUGAUAGAUGUAGCCUGUAGGGUUAUUUUAGGAGGCAAGAACGUAAUAGAAGGUUUUGGAAUUGCUUUUCGGGUCAUCCAGGAUUUCCAACUAGAUGCUACCAAAGUUUAUAGCAAAGUUUGCAAGCAGCUUGUCCAACGGGAGCAUUAUUCUGAGAUCCUGCAGCUGGUCAAGUGUGUCAGUGAGUCUGGUAUAGCCGCAGAUAAAGAUUGUGAUGAGAUUUUACUGAAAUGCGUUGGAGAAAUGUCGGACAUGUCCCCAGAU
This is a messenger RNA of Bombina bombina (fire-bellied toad), 7287 nucleotides long. RefSeq names its product zinc finger FYVE-type containing 26 (gene ZFYVE26). Gene Ontology annotation, cellular component: centrosome; midbody; lysosomal membrane. Gene Ontology annotation, molecular function: phosphatidylinositol-3-phosphate binding; metal ion binding. NCBI's taxonomy places the organism in Eukaryota, Metazoa, Chordata, Amphibia, Anura, Bombinatoridae. The record is from RefSeq and is a predicted model, not a curated record. Gene Ontology annotation, biological process: double-strand break repair via homologous recombination; mitotic cytokinesis; regulation of cytokinesis.